CCUGCUCUCUACGAACGCCAUGGUCGCAGUGACGACCCGAUAGACGGACGGGCAGAGGCCAGACUCGCCCGCGACCGCCGCGCAGCUCCAAGCGCCCACUCGCCGGCACUGCCUUUGCGCAACGGGCGGUUGCGUGGCGUCUUCGCUGCACGAGCUCGGGGCCUCUAAGCGCAACGUAUCCAGACACGCCCACCCUUCUCUCACCCCCAACGCAACCGUGGAACCGGUGCACACGCCCGGCACCAUGGCCGAAGACGAGCCCCUCGCAGUGAACCUCAAGAUCCUGUCGCCGUCGGCCGAAGUCGAGGGCGGCGUGCAGCUUACAGACAUCCCCGCGGCCACGACGAUUCGGGAGCUCCGCCAGAGGAUCCACGAUGCCGCACCGAGCCGGCCGGCGACUGAUCGCAUGCGUCUGAUCUACCGCGGACGCGUAGUAGCCAACGACAGCGACUCGCUGCUCACCGUCUUCGGCGCCGACAACAUACGCACUUCCAAAGACCAAAGCCUGCACCUGGUCCUGCGCGAGCUACCUUCUGCCGCCUCUGCGCCCUCGCCAGCGCCGCACUCAGCGAGCGCUCCCCCGAACCCACAGCAGCCUCCACCCCAGAGCCCUCUGCAGACGAACCCAUUUCGCAACCUGCCAGAACCUCGACCGAACUCGCAGCCGCAGCCGCAGCCACACCACCACCACCAUGCACACCACCAUCACCACCACCCGCCGCCCCUCGUCCCCCUGGGACCUCGCGCCGCCCCGCUUCCUCCACACCUCCAGUUUGCACAGCAAAUGAGGAACCCCCAGCCGCUGCAAUUUGGCCAGGCGCCUCUGCCUCCGCAAGUCCAGCAGCAGUUUGGCCAGCUCCGAAGUGCCCAAACACCGCCGCAGGCAGGGACACCGAUUCCGGAAGGAGGAGCCCAGGCACAGCAGGGCCAGCCGCAGCCAGCCAUGGGCUUGCCAAACCUCCCUACGGGCAACCACACACGAACCGUCCGCCAAGAGGGCAUUGGGCCGAAUGGGGAGCGGUGGACGGUGACUUGGAACAACACCACCAACCUUGCCUUCAACCCCAACCAGCAGCAACUCGUUCUUCCGCGCCCAUUCCCUCAUCCAGGCCCCGGUUUCGGUCUCCCGCCGCAACGAACACCUUCGCCGUCGCUUGGAAACGCGUCGGAUCAGAUGCUGCACCGUAUAAGGAGAACCAUGGAGUACGCACGGCAGGAGAUGGAAAACGUCAGAGUGCUCAUUCAGCCGCCCGGUGGUCAAGCUGCUUCGGUUCCAGAUGUACCUACAGAACUUUUUAUCCUGUCAAGUCCGCAAGGUCCAGUGGGAAUCCUGUUCGAUCAGCGAGGUACCUAUAGUACCGCUCCUCCCACAAUGUCUUUCCAGUCCUUUUCCCAGCAGUUCAAUGCCAACAGGCACCACCUGGCCAGCCUCGGACGCCAACUUGCUGUUCAGAACCAUCUGCCUAGAUUGCCCGCUCAUGUCCUCGCUCCGACUGGCACCCAAAUCGCUCAAGGCCAGCAGCCAGCUCAGAACGCCAAUCAAGCCCCGGGCCAAGUACAGAACCAGAACGCAAAUCCUGCUCAGCCUGCUGCAGGGGCACCCGCGCCAGGAGUCCAGGUCAACCGUGUAGACAACAUUGCGGGUCACCUGUGGCUGAUCUUCAAGCUGGCUAUAUUUGUCUACUUCUUCGCAGGCGGCGGGGGCUGGUACAGACCGCUUAUGAUCUGCCUCAUCGCGGGUGUCGUGUACAUUGCACAGGUCGGCAUAUUUGAAGAGCACUUUGCAGCCGUGCGCGGAUACCUCGAGACACUCCUCCCACCCGGAGCUCUGGGAUUUCCUGAACGUGUGGCUGCUCAACAAGGCCAGAACCGCCAGAAUGGCAACGCCCUGGGCCAGCAAGACCAGCGCGCGCAGCCAAAUCGCAACCCAACCCCCGAGCAAGCGGCACGCAGAUUGCAGCAGCAGCAUCAGGAUCAACGAUUUGGGUGGGUGCGGGACGCGGCAAGGGGUACAGAGCGCGGCUUCGCCAUGUUUGUUGCUAGUCUGUGGCCCGGCAUUGGCGAGCGCAUGGUGCAGGCACAGGAAGAGCGGGUGCGCGCGGAGCGAGAGGCGGAAGAAGCGCGCGUCGCCGAGGAAGCGGCAAGGCGGGAAGAAGAGCAGAAGAAGGAGCAGGAGGCAGAGGAGAGCAAGCACGGAGAAGCGAGUGGCAGUGCGAAGAGGGGUUAUGAUGAGACCGAGGGCAUAGCCGAGGGAACGGACAGCAAAGGCAAGGGCAAGAAGGCUCGCGUUGAUGAGGUCGAUGGAGAUGUAGACUAA
Messenger RNA from Paraphaeosphaeria sporulosa, 2317 nucleotides. RefSeq lists its product as uncharacterized. The transcript has 2 exons. The record is from RefSeq and is a predicted model, not a curated record. NCBI's taxonomy places the organism in Eukaryota, Fungi, Ascomycota, Dothideomycetes, Pleosporales, Didymosphaeriaceae. Gene Ontology annotation, molecular function: protein binding. Gene Ontology annotation, biological process: endoplasmic reticulum unfolded protein response. Bases 245 to 2317 code for a protein of 690 amino acids.